AUGGCAUCAGCGUUGGGCUUCUAUCAGGGUCGCUCCAUGCCUGGGUCUCCAUACAACAUCAGCAGGAUUGACCCCAGACUCCAGAAGGUAGUCCUCGAUGCCACCUUUACCUUCAACGACCAAUCAAACGACGCCUACCUCUUUAAACCCUACGCCAUCUACAGAGCACAGCGCCAGGUAUGACACAGGAAACACAUCAACCCAAAAAAGUCUGUCACUGUCUCGAUGUUUGAACCGUAGACUGUAAAUAGAAUGGACAUUGUCUGCCUCCUCACUGGGUAAAGCCUCCAUGAUAAUAGCACUCGCUAGCGAUGGACUGCACUAUAGGUCAUAAACCCUGCCUCCUCCAGCAAACUUAAAGCUGGGGUAGGCAGGAUCUCAGAAGUGCCAGUUUUUGGGAGAAAUCUUGAAUGUAAACACUAACCCUCCCUACCAGUUUUUCUCUCAGCUCCUCCUCUCCCCUCCCACGCUGCUCCAGCAGGCCCCGCCUACAACCAGAUGCUCCUGCUCGCUCCAACUCUCCAGCAAUUUAGUACCAGGCUAGUAAAUUAUCAUUAUCAUCACCAAUCACAUGAGCAAAGACCUGAGCAACUUUUGUCACAACAGAGUCAACAAUAGUACUGAUGCAUAAAAGAUGAAACAUAAGAUAAAAUAGAACAAAUUUAUUGGAAAAAUAAUAUCCAAACAAUCUUGGUCAGACGUACACUUAGUGGGGCCUUUUAUGGUGUACAAACUCCUUGCUCUGGACUUUCCGUUAUACAGCUUGCUGUACCUGAAAUGAAGAGGAAGAGAGUGUGGUAUGAAGAUAUUACUAUGUUACUAUGUUACUUUCACAUUUUCAGAAAAGUAACCAUGGUAACUCUAGAGGCCUGUACUACGAAGCUGGAUUUGAUCUUGGUGAGAUAACUUCUGGAAUAACUCCUGGGUUUUCGGUACGACGUUUAUGUUCUUUAACCUUACAGUUGAGCGUGUGUGUGUGUGUGUGUGUGUGUAUUUUCAGGUUGUUAAAGGGGUACGAUACAUCGUAGAUUUUGAGAUUUCAAGGACAGUCUGCCGUAAACGAGACAGCAACAACAAUGACCUGCCCAACUGUGACUUUCAGCCUGAAGGUCGUCUGCACCAGGUGAGCACAGGCAGGUGUGCACUAAUGUUUGUUAUCAUCGGAAACACGUUGAUCCCGAAACCCGACCAGCUGUUGACCCCAAACCGUUCAACCCUAAAAAAAAAACAGUCAUCAGAUGGGGCCAAAGUGUAAGAUUUUUACAUGGGGGGGAUAGGUUGACAGUUUGAGACAUUAGCUGCGUUUCCAUUACCCAUAGAUUUGCACAAAACCUUAAUAUCGCUAGAAAACUGGUAAUGGAAACAACUACAUUUCAUAAAACCUCUCAAAUAUCGCCAAAAAGUUUUUACACUCUCAUGAGGUGGUUUUUCAGACGUGUCGAUAUAGAAGUAUAUCGCAAAAGUGUAAUGGAAACACUAUUCUCCCAAUUCUACCUCACCGGACAUGAUGUAGCAGGUCAUGUGAUCAGUUCAUUUCAAGCAAAGAUGGUGCGGUAUGUGUGGACGGGGGAGUAGACAGAGUUAUUUCUGAAAUUUUGAAUCAUCUGUGAAUUCCUCAUUAACUAUCCUCUCCCAGAAAUCCCUCAUCCGUGUCCGCUCCCAUAGCCUGGCUGGGCCAUCCAUUUGCGUGAAUCACUUGCCGUUCCUUCCCACAACAGUCUGGACUUCGGCCCAUUGGGAGCGUGUAUUAGGGAUCAGAAAAUAACCGGGCCAAUCAGUGACUGUGUUUCCACUGUUCCCCGGACAACAGGGAAAGGCAGCCCCUGAUAAUUCUGCAGUUGACUUUGCGAAGUUGGCAGAAAUCUUUUAUAUCCAACGUUUCUUGCAGAUCUGCGGAUAAUGGUCACAGAAAUAGCUGCUGCAAAACACAAAAUGUUUUGUAUCUCCUCCAUGUCGGUGUGCAAAAAGGCUUAAGGAAUACGAGGUCGCACUGGCAGAAAGUUUACCUCGUUGCUAGGCAACGGCCAUUCAAACACGGCUCGCGAGAGGCGGACGGCUUGCUUAUGCACUGAACACCAUUCAAUGGAAACACCCGCAAAUCGCAAUUGUACUUUGUCGAAAUUUGAUAAACAUCGCUUUUAUUUUGCAAAAAAAUGUCAUGGAAACGCAGCUAUUUAAAAAUAUGGUCCUGCUGUUUGCUUUUUGUUGACACUUGCCACAUUGCACGUGCAGCUUCUUGAUGUAUAUCCGACCGCUUGAUACUCUGCUACAUCUCCUUUGUUCUAAUAGCCAGCGAGCCCCCCCUCCAUCCUUUGCCCGCACCCCUGUGAGUGUGUCCACGCCCCCCCCCCCCGGUUGAGCACCACUGUUCUAGUCUACAUGCAACAUAUUUUUUCUCAUUCAUGAAACACAAAAAUCGGGGACAUUUGCGGGGACAGCUUUAGCCAGGGACAAGUCAUUUAAAAUGGCGGCUGUCCCCAGAAAUUGGGGAAGUCUGGUUACCCUACUCUUAACUGAUGUGAUAGGCUGAAUUCAACCCUUAAUCUGAUGGUAUUGGUUGAGUUUAAUCUCUAAAUUGAUGUUAUCAGGUGAGUAUGAUCCUUAAUCUGUUGUUAUCAGGUAAAUUUAAUCCCCAUUUUGAUGUAAACAGGUAAAUUUAGUCAUUUACCCAAUGUGAACAGGUGAGUUUAAUUACUGAGUUUAAAAAUGGUGAAUUCUCUCCAAAUUCCUUUUCCCUUUUUUUGAUUAGGGACCCAUAAGGUUUUUGCACCAGGACAUAAGCAUGUUUAUUUCUGCAGCAAAAUUUGACUUUAUUUCAUGAGGCUAAAUUUUAAGUAACUCACUGUAGGGCACAGCGUCUAUUGGCCAGGGGAGGAACUGGAGGUUGAGGCCUAUUCUUAUGUCAAAGGUCUAAAAAAUACAGUAGGAGUUCUUUUUCUUUUUUAUUUUGCAGCCACUGAGGUUGCCUCCUGCUGGUCAUGUAUAAAAUUACAGAAUUUAGACACAGAACUUUCACCUUUGUUCUUAACUCAUGUUCAUAGAUUUUAAUGUGAAAAUUUUUUGUUUGUUUGUUUGUUUUUCCCUGGAGGAAAGAGAGCAUCACACAGGUGUUCGUUUGUCAAUCCUAAAACCACCAGCCAACCACAGCAUCCAUUAUCUGCACCCUGCAUCCUCUGCUAUCAUCAUAUCCAUCCUCCGACAAAUUCAUCAUGAACAUCUUUACCAUUAUCAUCCCCCUUCAUCAACCCUCUUGUGAUCUCCCACCUCUGUACCGCCCUGAUGAGGUUCACCUGUUAUGCCAGAGCUCACCUGUCUGACCUUCUCUCUGUAACGCUAACAGUAUAAAAUCAUAUUAUCAUCCUCUGAAUGUUUUACUCAUAGUUCAACAUUUACUUCAUAUCAACAUUCACUUCUUCUUACAGUAUUGGGGAGAUAUGAUAUGUGGCUCCACAAAAACAUAUAAACUGUGUGUCAUCAAAACUAAGCAGAAUAUUUCUAGGGUUUUUACUAUAAAAAAUGUAGUAUUAGGCAUCCACAGAACUUUAUCAUAGAUUCUAUGAUAAAAGUGACCAAAAAAUGUGUUUAACAGGAUAAAAUGUAUAAUUUUGAGCAACUAUUCACAACAAUGAAAUCUAAUGGGGUUCGUUUGUUUGUUUGUUUUUGUUUUGUUUUUUUAAUUCAUAUAUUUCGGCUGACUUCACUACUUGUCCUAUAUUUUAUUAUACAGUAAAAAUAUCUUUUAAUAAGAAUAAUAAUGCGUAUGCCAUGCUAGAGCUAAAUUUAGGAUUUUUAUAGAAUUGUGUAUGAACUGGUAAAAGUCAUUCAUUUUAUGUUUCCAUUUAUUUCUUUUUGUUUACAAACUCCCCUUAAUGUAUCCUUAUCAUCUGUUACAAACAGUGUGUCCUCAUUAUUAUAGCAGCUCUGCUCACUCUAAUCACUGUAUGAAUAAUGAAAAUAAAAAAGGUAAAUAAAAACAAUGUAGGUAAAAAAAAAUGGUGUCAACAAGAGACUGAUAAACUAAGGAAAACAUAGUGUAUACAUAUAUAUAUAUAUAUAUGUGUGUGUGUGUAUAUAUACUGUAUAUAUAUGUGUAUAUAUAUAUAUAUGUGUGUGUAUAUAUAUAUAUUUAUAUACAUAUAUAUAUAUAUAUAUAUAUAUAUAUAUAUAUAUAUAUAUAUAUAUAUAUAUAUAUAUAUAUAUAUAUAUAUAUAUAUAUAUAUAUAUAGUUCCAGAGUUGAGGGGCAGAGUGGCUGAAGGCUCUGGAUGCCAUAGUGGUCAAACAGGCAGGUGGUGCAGUGAGGUAAACAGAAGAAGCUCAGAAAGGUUUACAGGUGAGAAGUUUUAGUACACACAUUUUCUCACAGGAAUCAAGUCAUAGUGAAGUCACGAUAGAGGUUGAAGUUGCAAUGUUGGGGAAUUCAUGUUGUAAUAUAAAAAACAUAUUGUCAAAAUAUGAAGAAAUAUUUAAAAUAACAUUUUAUGUUGUGAGAAUUAAGUGUUGAUAAAGUGGUAGUGUUGGUUUAUGGUAAGCAGCGAGCUGUCUUGACUAAGGUUACAUGACCGUGAGGCAUCUGGUGCAAGUGUCCCUAGUGUUUUGUCUCCUCAGAUCCACAUUUUAAUAGGUGUAGCAUCAAGACAACUCUGGGUGUCAAAUUCACACAUUCCUCACAAGACAGAUUCCUUUUCUGGUCCCAGGACACAGGAUCAUAUUAAUCUUUCCAGACUUGUUUGGACUUUUAGGUUACCUAACUGACCCAACCAGAGGUUGACCUAAACCUUUGGCUCUGCUCAAUUUGUCAGAAAACAGAGACAGAGUUGUUAUUACCUCUCAAACAGAUUCCAUCACUGACCAUCUAAAUAAUCAUUCAUGCCUCAACCCAGCUCUCCCAUUUGAGAUUUACUGUCUUAAAGUGUCUGAACACACAGAAGCCAAGGAAAAGUCUGAGGAGCAGGACACUGACCUCUGGACCUCUGUCAUAAAACCCUGCUCAACCAUGUACUGAUAAAAGCCAGUGCAGUUGUGAUGCUCAGGCUCUCAUUCUUCUACUCUCUUAUGCUUGUUUAUUGUUUAUGUUUAUUCAGCUUUCAGUAUGAUCACAGAUGUUUUAAAAAAGACAGAUGCCAUUAAAAACACUGAAUUAUUUUGCUGAUUACAAAAAAUAAAACUUCAAAUAUAAAAUGCAGCUUAAGAAGCAACAACCUAAAAACUUAAAAAGCUAAACACCAUUCUCAUUUAACAGCCUGCACAUAUAUGGGAUUGGUGAUUUCUUAUAUCUCUCAGUUUGGCAUGUUGGGGUGUCCAGGUCAUCUCCAUUCCGUGUUUGUCGUCCAGAGAUCUCUUUCCUAAGUGGGGGUAGCCAGUUUCUGAAGUUGGACUUGAACAGCUUUCUGGCAAAAUCAAGACAUAGUUGAGUGCGCCUCUCUGCUAGGGAGCACAAUUUGAGGUUGUGGAGAGCUUCUGUGUCUUAUUCUUAAGCUCUUAGUCUUCUUCUACUCUUCUAAAAUUUCCCGCCUAGUUUUAUGCCACAUGUUCAUUCACUUUGUUUGAUUGUUCUUAAACAUUGUCUUAGUUCAAGUUUUGAAACUUCAACUAUUUUUGUAUGCAUAGCAAUUCAAGGUGAAGUCUUUACCUUAUUUUCUUUAAUUUCAGUCAUUUUUGAAAUAGUUUCGACUGGCCUUCGAGCUUCUCGUUCUUACAGUGCAGCGGCCAAGUACAAAUUUUGGACAGAAUUGUUCAGUUGGUGAUACAAGAAUGAAAAUUGGCAUCGCAUUCUUCAUGAGUCACUUUACAAGGUAAGUGUCCCAGCCAUAGAUAUAUAGACAGACUAGAUGGAUGAUGGGACUUUUGCCCACGUCGUCACCGAGCGGCCAUCUUACCUAAGGGGACUCCUCCCGCACACUCUACAGUAGUGAAUGGAAGGUGAGAAUGCACUGACCUCGCUGAAAUCUUGAUGGAUUUACAAACGUUUCGGUUUAUUGAAACCUUAUUAACGUACAAAAUACAUCAUGCAUGUUAGUGAUAUUCAAUGUAUAGAACUAUGUGAAUCUUCUAGCAAAGUAUCAUUCUGAAGCAUUAAAUUAAUUAGGAUUUAUCAAAACAAUGGCCAUGGGGCUAGAUGAACCAAAGGCAUUGGGGUAAAUUGAACCAAUAUGAAUCACAAUUUAUAGAAUUUUUAUUAGGUCUUUGCUACUCAAAUUAGCAGAAUGAUCUUUUAUUUUUGAUAAAUACACUCAUUCAAGAGAAGUUUUCAAUGUGAUAUUAAUAAUUGCAAAUAUUAAAAGGUUCUGAAAAACAAACUUUAAUUUGUUUUAUAUUGUUUAAUAACCCAAAGAAAAUAAAUAAGACUAUUUGAAAAAGGUAAAUGUCUUAUAAAAUUAUUUUUCAUCAGUAAAUUCAUUAUUUGUUAAAAUUUUAAGAUUAAGUUUAAAAUAUCAUGUGAGUCAACGUACCCCUUUAUAUUUAAUAAAUGUAUUAAAUAGAACUAUAAAAUAUCUAACUAUUAAAUGUUUAAUAUAAAAAACACAGAAAAUUUAAUUUCACUGUGUGUGUAUGUGUGCAGCUAUGGCAGGUAUUGCUCCACUAUCACCUUUUUUAAUUUAAUAUGAAAGUCCAUCAUUAUAAUUAUCCGUAAAUACGCAGAAACAUAACUACAUCUCUGGCGUUUAUAACAAACCAAUCCGUUUGAAAAUAUGGUCAUGGAAACAGUACAUGCACCAUAGACAUUAAUGUUAUCAGUGGGCCAGCAGCCCCUAGGUAAGAUGGCCGCCGUGUGACGACAUCAGUUCCCAUUGGCUCACAUCGUAGGUAAGCUAUUUAGUCUUUCUAUCUAGUGAGUCACCGGCGUCCCUACACAGCGGCCAUCUUACUCCAGUAUACCAUUCUUGUACACCCUAUGGUAGCUGAUGGAAGGUGAGUAAUCUUCAUGAUCAAAAAAACUAACUAAUUUUGACAGAUUUACAAAUAGCAAAAAAAAUACAAAAAAUGUUUAAUACAGACCUUAACAACGUGGCUAUAAGUCAGGAUGCUUGGACAUAUUGAAAUGGCAGAUUUUCUCUGAGAAAAAAAAGACAAUCAUGCAGCAAAGUUGUUUCACAGCUUAUAUCUGUUAUGUCUUGCAUUCAAUGAUAGGGAGUAUAAAGCGCACCAUGAGACCUCUCUUAUCUCUCUGAGAAGGUUUAUUGUGUCUGUCAAUGUUUGACUGCAGGUGUUCAGGUGGUUGAGUCCAAAGUUGAGAGCUGCUCUGUGAUCACAUUUCCUUCCAGAAGACUUCAGUGUGAAGAUGAACGCAGAGAGUCUGGACUGGAUGUGAAUGGUUGGGCCUUUGAAAACCUCCUGCUGUCACUUCCAAGUGGACGUUUCUAGGUAACCAAACACACUCUUCUCAUCAUUUCUGAUGCUGAAAAAGUGCAUGAAUAUGAUAAAUAUGACAAUAUGAAAUAAAUCACUGUUAUUAAUCAGACAAUAAUCUGUUUCUGGAGUCAUGGAGGAUAUUUAUUACAGCAUGUCCAGAUUAUUUCUUUGCUCCUGUUUCACUCUCUUUCUCAUUUCCUCUUAUUUAGUCUCUCAGAUUUGAGUUGUUGUUAAUGAGCAACAUCAAGGUUGAAUUCAUUCAACAAUCAAACAUUCAAAACUUCAGACUUACAACCCUGAUCAAUCUGAUUAGAGGGUUAAACUCCAGACCAGAUAACACCAGAUAUGAAACGUCCAUAUCACUGAAAAUCUGAUUUAUGAAAUACAAUCAGACCAUGCAGAGAUGCCAAGACAUGGAUAUACAGAUCAUUUCUAUCAAACAUGCUCCAGUCACUGUUUUUCACACAGCACUGAAAUAUAGAAGCACAUCAGCAAACUCAAUCCAACACUGAACUUUGAGGAGUUUCAGAAAAACUGAUGUUUCAAACAAAUGCUCCAAUUUCUUCAAAGACUUCAACUUUGUCUGCUGCUUUUAAAAUGACCAUCAUCCAUCAGCUGAGCUCUGAUUGGCAGCUUUCAUGUUGUACUUAAACCCAUUCUCUGUCUUUGAAAGGUUUCAGAUCCUAAACAUGAGCAGAGUAUUGACCUUUUUCUUUAAACCUUAUUGACCAAUAAAAGAACACACAGUUUGAUUCAGUGCAGCAACAUUGAUUUCAGAGUGAAUUAAAUUUGGUGUCCUUCAUUUCAAAGGUGAACCUCAUGUCAUUUUUCUGAGUCUGUUCCUUUGAUUUGGGGUUGAGUAAAAGUUGAAUUGGACUCCUUGUCAGAAGAUCUCUCAUGGUUGGUUCUCUCUGGAGCAGACAAAAGGAGAACUUGAAUGUUUCCAUAUGUACGCAGGUUUGACUCUCAGUCACAUCAGAUAUUAUCCUGGAUCACUCUGAGGUUUCUCUGUCAUGUCCUGACAGCAGGUCUCUGCAGUGUGACUGGAGCUGGACCCUGGUUCCUGGGUGUUGGUCAGUGAUUUCAUGUCUGUUUGUGUUUGUAGACUUUGACUGUUUAGUGAUGAGAGUGUGACAGCGUCCUCAGAUUAAUGAUGAACUGAUGAAGGACGAUCAGCUGCAGUGUCCCUCUUUGUCUUUCUGCUACAGGUGAAACAGGAAGUGGAUCUGGAUUCACCUGGUGAGUAUUUUCUUCAUUCUGUCAAACAUCAAACUGAAAGUUUUACCAUGGCUGUGUCCGAAAUGGCCUACUACUCCUACUACUCCUACUAACCCCGCCUCUGAAUUGAGUAGGCAGUGCGUUCACACUGUACAGUAUGCGAAUUUUGUGUAUGCGAGAAAUGCCCGGAUGUAUACUCAAUCGGCUUCGAUUUCUGAGUGUGGAACGGAGCUUGCUUCAUGUACUGCUUCUGCCCCACAAUGCAUUGCGCACCUCAGCUGGUAAUAUGGCCCUCCUUCCCGAGGCUGAAAAGAAAUAGAUGGCAUGUGAUUGCAAUAAUAAUGAUAUAUAUAUAUAUAUAUAUAUAUAUAUAUAUAAAUAGAUAAACAAUAUUUAGUCAGUAUACAUUACACAAUUUUCAUCAUUUUAUCGUAUUUUGAUCUUUUUACCAGAUUUAUUUGUAUUUUAAAUUAGGAUUAUAGGUAAUGUUUUUAACUAUUCGUAUGAAUUGACUUUAUUUAUUUAAGUGUCUAUUAAAGAUGUAUUUAUUACAACAAGUUUGAGCAUCUUCUCAUCUCUGAAUGCAUCAUCAAAGUGGUCGCUCAUAUUAAGCACAGACCUCUAAUUAAUAAAAAUUAUUAUUGGCAGAGAGCACAUGGUUCAGAAUAUACAAGCGGGGGAGUUUCCAGUUGACAAUGUAUGUGAGCUUUACUAAUUCUUCCUUGUGAUUGAAAAUCUGAUGGUUUCUGAAAUAAUCAUUGUACAUGAAAAGAAUGUAGUCGGGAAAUGAUGUAUUUGCCAAGGAAUAACCGAACGAGGUCAUAAUAAUUAUGUUGUGUGUUGGUCAUUUUGCAGCCCUCUGCUGCUCAUCACACGCCUAGCAGGUGGUGUAUAGCAUUAUCACCAUGGAUACACAGAUGUUUGUGUGAUUUUUUCCAUCCACUGCCGCUCGGUUUGUGUCGUGUUGAUGUUGAUUAUGAAAACACUUCGCAAUAAUUUGGAAACGUGAAGGGGGAGCUGCUGCUGCCCGAUGUCUACGGUAAAUAGACGCAAACACCCACCAAACGGACGUUUCGGUCUCCGAAAACGCCGAGACAAAUUUACAAACAGCCACUAUUUCAAACAACUGGGCUCAUAAUCGUGAUGUAAACACUUACUUUCUCGCUAGAAAAAAUAUUAUUAUUGAAUGAAUUUAUAUAAUUUGUCCGGGAUGCAGUCGUUCUAUGUAGCUUGUGGUAGGACUAUUUAAAUUUUCCCGGCGCUGCGUCCGGCCGGCACGAAAUGCAUUCUGGGGUAUUUAGUAUGUAUGUGUGUAAACGCUCGGGCAGCCGCGGCAUACUCAAAUCAUCUUUGAGUAGUCAGUAGGCAGUAGCUACUGCUUGAGUAGGUAAGUAGAUAGCAGGCAGUAUGCCAUUUCGGACACAGCCCAUGUCUUCAUUUUGAACAGAACUGGACUCUGAAUGGAUCCAGAUGAGCGCUCUAGUAAACAGAAACAACUGUGGCUCCAUCUAGUGGUAGAAUCUGGAACGACACUGUGGUAGAGGACAGUAUGUGGCUCCGGUUGUAGUGACCAUGUUGUUGUGUUUGUGUGAAGGUGGGGGCUCUGCUAUGAAUCAGCGUGAGGACAGAGAGGAGGGAGCCCCUCCCUCUAAAACCACUCUGUGGGGGAACAUGAGAGCCAGACCAAAAGCUCAGAGGUGAGAUGAGGAUCUCCAACUGUCCGUGACUCUUCUCCAUGACAGAGUUCAGCACUCAUAUCACUCCACCAUCACUAUUAUUCACACUCAGACCUCUGUCUGUCUGUCUGUCUGUCUAAGACCUGAAUGGCAGUACAGACCAGACUCUUCUGGACCUGGACCAAGCUGUGUGUCCUUCAAGAGUGACCAGUCUCAGGGUCAAUAUAUUGAUUUCAAAAUUGGACCUCAGUCUGAUCGUCAAAAGUAAUCAUCUAUAACAGCAGCACUUAAACCUUGAAGAUUUUCAGUGUUCUUGUUUUUUCAUCAGUGUUUGUGUUUCUGUCAGAGUCAAACAUGAGAGACCAGACUCUCCUGGACCUGGACCUGGACCCAGCUGUGUGUCCUUAAAAAGUGACGGGUCAAUGUUCAGACUUACUGAUUUCAAAGAAGGAAAGAUUUGUGAUGAACAAAGGUGAGCCUUUCAAACUGAACUUUCUUUUGUUGUGUGUGAAACUUUUCAUCCUAACUGUGGUCAGUGUUUUCUCUGUGAAGGUGAAGAUUUUUCAGGGUUUGUGUUUCUAUCAGGAUCCAACAGCAGUAAACAGGAUCUGAGCCAGAAAGACCUGGACUCUGCAUGUAUCUUCAUGUGUGUCCUGUGUCUGUAGGAGGAUCCAGCAGUGUUUCUACCAGGAUCCACUAGAUAGACUCUCUCACAUGUAACCCUGUGUCUCCUUAUAUUAUAUCCACUUCAAUAGAUUCUGUUUGUUCCACAGAGUUCAGCAGCAGAGAUCAGAGGUUCCCAUUGGUCAGUCUGCCCAGCAUCAUCAAACACAGCUGGACUCCAUAUUUAUGGUAGGUGUAAAUGUACAAACACAGCUCCUACUGAUCAUCAGUAUAUUUGGAGGUUUCUGGAUUGUUUCCUAAUGACUCUGCAAACAUCAUCUCUGCCUGAAUUAUCUUCACACUCACAGUUUGACUGAUUGAAUGAAGCCUCACAUUAAUGACCUGAACAGAAUCAGAGGUCAGAGGUCAUGGUGGAUGGUGGUCUCACAAGGACUCAGACUUUGGCAGCAGAGAGCAGAGUUCACAAACUGAGUCCAGUUUGAGGUUCUCCAUCAAAAAUGUAAUUUUGUGUGUUUUUUGUGUCAGAUAAGGUCCAUAUUAUGUUCGUCUUAAGUUGUAAAUGUGAAAAUAAACUGUUACGUCCUUUGCAUUCUGUAAAGGUUUAAAAUAAAGAAACGGAUAAACCAAAAAGCAGGUCCUUCUGACGUCACGCUGACCUUGCUCAUUAUUAUUCACGAGCGCGUCCUCGGUGGGCCGCGCCCACUCUCUCAUUCUCGUACUCAUUCACAGUCAGAGCGAGACCCAGCUACCACUGUAUCCGCUAUGGGUCUCUUCCAAACGCCCGGUGUUUCCUUGGGUUCACUGCCGGGAAAAUGAACUUAAAGCUGGGCAGAAUGAAUGAGAAAACACCGCUGGAGAUCUCCGGCUUCUUCUUCAACUUCCACCUCCUCUUCGGACUCGGGGUCUAAAAUAUAUGGUUUAAUACCUGCCAUUUUUAGCCUUUAGCAUAAGGUGACUAGACGUCCCCGAUUUCAGGGGACAGUCCCCGUAUUGGAUGACCUGUUCCCGGCAAAAGCUGUCCCCGAAAAUGUCCCCGAUUUAAGCGUUUCAUGAAUGAGAGCAAAAAUGUUGCGUGUGGGCUCGAACAACGGUUAUUACAGUAGCCGAAUGAGUAGGAAGCACAAGUUAGCAGUCCUGAACAACAGUUCUUACGGGGGUUAUUACAAGGGGCGUGCGCUGCUACUAAACAGCAUAGAGAUUUUGUCUGUGAUCACGAAGCCCCUGCAGCCCCUGCACUCUCCCUUCCGCCGCUGCACUGAAUGUCCCUGGAUAUCAUUACAGACAUCUGGGCACCUUACUUUAGCACACAUUAGCAAAAUGGAUAAACCGAAAUCCGAACCUCCACUGCUGAACCAAUCGGAGCACAGCAGGCUUCACAGCAGCGAUCCAAUCAGAGCAAAGCUCAUUACCAUAAAUGUUAAUGAGCCAAAACCAGUUGGUUUUCCUGUAAGGUUUUUUAGGCAUACUAAAACAAACCAUCAAAUAACUUUUCAGCUAAAAUUAUGUUGCAAACAUGAUCAGAGGACAUCAAGGAUUAUGAAAAAAUGAUUGAAAUGAGUAUGAAAGUUUGAUGGCAGGUCCCCUUUAAAGAACAGAAAGACUUUGGUUCAUGUCGAUGACAGCUGCUGCUUUCAGCUUCAUUCUAAUAAACACAUCACCUCUAAAGUCACUGCAGACUUUUUCUCCAUGAAACCACACCAGGAGAUUUCUCCAAUAUGAAGGUCAGGUCAUAGAAACUGGAUUUGUGGAAGACAGGACCAUCUACAAAGUCAAUCCUGAAGCAGCAUUGUGAUCCAGUCUCCAUGCUGGACUCUGCAGACCAGCAGGCUUUCUGUCUGUCACAGAUGAUCUGAUGUUCAGUUCUACAAGUUCAAGUUCACGUUUUGUUCUGUUCCAGCUGCUCCAGGAGAACAUGAUCAACUUUGUAAAGGAGCAGCUGAAGAAGAUCCAGAGAGUUCUGACUCCUAAUGAACCAGAAUACUUAGAGAGUCAGAGGAAGGAUGAGGAUGAAGAGCAGAGGAGGAGCAGAGAGGCAUUUCUGAAGAUCACUUUGAACUUCCUGAGGAGAAUGAAGCAGGAGGAGCUGGCUGACUGUCUGCAGAGCAGUAAGAGGAUUUGAAGAGAUUUAACAUGAUGGAGACAACAUGGGAGAGGUUUAGAGUUCAGACUCUGCUGUUCAUAAGAUGCACACAUUUGUAUCACAUCUAUGAACUGAGAGAAACUGAUCACAGCUGAUGAGCUGAAGAGAUUUCAGAGAGGAGGGAAAUCAAAUCCAUCCUGAUGUCCUCAAGUGUAAAUUCAUCAGACUGAUUGUAGCUUCAGAUGAUUCAUCACAUUUCUUUUUGUUCAUUCAGGAUCUGCUGCUGCAGAGUGCCCACACAAACUCAAGUCCAACCUGAAGGAGAAGUUCCAGUGUGUGUUUGAGGGGAUUGCUAAAGCAGGAAACCCAACCCUUCUGAACCAGAUCUACACAGACCUCUACAUCACAGAGGGAGGGACUGGAGAGGUCAACGAUGAACAUGAGGUCAGACAGAUUGAAACAGCAUCCAGGAAAGUACAGCAACCAGAAACAACCAUCAGACAAGAAGACAUCUUUAAAGGCUCACCUGGAAGACAGGAACCAAUCAGAACAGUGAUGACAAAGGGAGUGGCUGGCAUUGGGAAAACCUUCUUAACACAGAAGUGGACUCUGGACUGGGCUGAAGACAAAGACAACCAGGACAUCCACUUCACAUUUCCAUUCACCUUCAGAGAGCUGAAUGUGCUGAAAGAGAAGAAGUUCAGCUUGGUGGGACUUGUUCAUCACUUCUUCUCUCAAACCAAAGAAGCAGGAAUCUGCAGCUUUCAACACUUCAGGGUCGUGUUCAUCUUUGACGGUCUGGAUGAGUGUCGACUUCCUCUGGACUUCCACAACAAUCAGGUCUUGACUGAUGUUACAGAGUCCAGCUCAGUGGAUGUGCUGCUGACAAACCUCGUCAGGGGGAACCUGCUUCCCUCUGCUCGCCUCUGGAUAACCACAAGACCUGCAGCAGCCAAUCAGAUCCCGCCUGAGUGUGUUGACAUGGUGACAGAGGUCAGAGGAUUCACUGACCCUCAGAAGGAGGAGUACUUCAGGAAGAGAUUCAGAGAUGAGGAGCAGGCCAGCAGAAUCAUCUCACACAUCAAGACAUCCAGAAGUCUCCACAUCAUGUGCCACAUCCCGAUCUUCUGCUGGAUCACUGCUACAGUUCUGGAGGAUCUGCUGAAGACCAGAGAGGGAAGAGAGCUGCCCAAGACCCUGACUCAGAUGUACAUCCACUUUCUGGUGGUUCAGUCCAAACUGAAGAACAUCAAGUAUGAUGGAGGAGCUGAGACUGAUCCACACUGGAGUCCAGAGAGCAGGAAGAUGAUUAAGUCUCUGGGAAAACUGGCUUUUGAGCAGCUGCAGGAAGGAAACCUGAUCUUCUAUGAAUCAGACCUGACUCAGUGUGGCAUGGAUAUCAGAGCAGCCUCAGUGUACUCAGGAGUGUUCACACAGAUCUUCAGAGAGGAGAGAGGACUGUACCAGGACAAGGUGUUCUGCUUCAUCCAUCUGAGUGUUCAGGAGUUUCUGGCUGCUCUUCAUGUCCACCUGACCUUCACCAACUCUGGAGUCAACCUGAUGGAAGAAGAACAACAAACAACAUCUUCAAUCUCCAAAAUCUUCAGUGUCAAACCAAAACCGAAACAUCUCCAUCAGAGUGCUGUAGACCAGGCCUUACAGAGUCUGAACGGACACCUGGAUUUAUUUCUGCGUUUCCUCCUGGGCCUUUCUCUGCAAACCAAUCAGAAUCUCCUGAGAGGUCUGCUGACACACACAGGAAGUAGCUCACAGACCAAUCAGAAAACAGUCCAGUACAUCAAGGAGAAGAUCAGUGAGGAUCUGUCUGCAGAGAAAAGCAUCAAUCUGUUCCACUGUCUGAAUGAACUGAAUGAUCGUUCUCUAGUGGAGGAGAUCCAACAGUCCCUGAGAUCAGGACGUCUCUCCACAGAGGAACUGUCUCCUGCUCAGUGGGCAGCUCUGGUCUUCAUCUUACUGUCAUCAGAAAAAGAUCUGGACGUGUUUGACCUGAAGAAAUACUCUGCUUCACAGGAGGCUGUUCUGAGGCUGCUGCCAGUGGUCAAAGCCUCCAACAAAGCUCUGUAGGUGGACACAUGAGAGAUGAAACAUUAUUGUUCAUGAGAGAUGAAACUUUGUGUCUGUGCUAAUCACUGAAUCUUCUUCAGGCUGAGUGGAUGUAACCUGUCAGAGAGAAGCUGUGAAGCUCUGUCCUCAGUCCUCAGCUCCCGGUCCUCCAGUCUGAGAGAGCUGGACCUGAGUAACAAUGACCUGCAGAAUUCAGGAGUGAAGCUGCUGUCUGCUGGUCUGAAGAGUCCUCACUGUAAACUGGAAACUCUCCGGUCUGUAUAAUGUUGAACAUAAAACUUUACUCUGUCAGAGUUCAAAACCACAGAAACACAAGCACCAUUACAACAGAGAGCUACUUACAGUUCUUUUAAUAUUAUAUAAGUUGGGUCCAAUCGAGAGGGAUGGUUAAGUCAGUCAAAUUUGGUAAUAUGAUUAAUUAAAAGAAAUAGGAAUUUUUUUUUUUAAAGAUUACGAUAUGUCUGAUAAAGCAAAAGCAUACACUACCUUUAAUUAUCAAUAAAACAUGAGAGCUUUUUUGUCCUAAUAUCUCUAUGUCUGUUCAGGUUGACUAGAUGUAACCUGUCCAAGAGAAGCUGUAAAGCUCUGUCCUCAGUCCUCAGCUCCCGGUCCUCCAGUCUGAGAGAGCUGGACCUGAGUCAUAAUGACCUACAGGAUUCAGUAGUGAAGCUGCUGUCUGCUGGACUGAAGAGUCCUCACUGUAAACUGGAAACUCUCAGGUCAGGUUUUUUGCUGAUUGAGUUUUGUAGUUGUUAGGAUGAAAUUGUCUCAAGUUGGUACACUUUUUCUUGUUUCACAUAUUUUUUCUGACUCCAGGUUAUCAGGCUGUCUGAUCACAGAAGAAGGUUGUGCUUCUCUGGCCUCAGCUCUGAGCUCCAACCCCUCACACCUGAGAGAGCUGGACCUGAGCUACAAUCAUCCAGGAGACUCAGGAGUAAAACGGAUUUCUGCUGGACUCGAGGAUCCUCUAUGGAGACUGGAUAAACUGAGGUAUAACCAGACAGUUACCGAGGCACAGACAACUACAAAUAUAUUUGGUUUUUGCUGCCUGAGAUCUUCACUUAGCACAUUGUGGACCAUCUUUCUGAAGGACUCUUGGAUGUGAACUGUCUCAUCCUGGAUUGUAGCUCUGAUACUCACUAGUUCUCAGCCUCCCUCCUUCCGCUUUGUGUAGAUACUCAGGGUUCUGGAUUUAGGGUGAAAACCUCAAUUUUAGUAUUUUGAGGAGCUUUCUUGUCACAAUGUCAGUGGUCUCUAUUUCUUCCAUUGGCCAGGCUAUGAUGCCAGCAGGGUAUCUGAUCACUGACAGAGCGUAGGUGUUGAAUAAAAAAACUCAAACAGUUGAUGAGAAACGACUUUGAAUCAGACUGAUGUGUCUGUCAUUCGGUCUCCUCCUCUCAUGGUCUCAAAGGAGGACGUGGUGGUUGAACCAUUCUUAAAUGCUCUUUAUGGAGGACCACAAGGGUCGCAGAAAUUAAAAUAAAGUUUCUGUAAUUAAAAAAGUUAUGGUACUAUUAAAACAGGAAUUAAUAAAGUAUUUCCAAAUUCAUGAGUUCAUGCAUGAACAAAUAGAGGAAAUUAUAAAAAGAUUCUACAAAUAAAUCUUUAAAAGUGUACAAAAGUUUAAUAUUUAAAAACACAUGAAUGUAUUCCCUAAUCAAUAGUUUAAAACAAUGCAGAUGAGUCAUGAAACAAGCUCUCUGAUUGGUUAUAACCUGGCCCAUUACAUGAAGAUGUCUGCAGGGAGGUGAAGAUGAUGGAGGAUGAGGAAGAAUAGAACUUGUCCAGUGUUCCAGGUGGAAAGAGGUCCAAAGCUGGAUAUUGUGACUCUGUGGUCAUUUCUCAGCUCCCUGAUUGAUGAACAGACACACAGACUAAAAACAGAGAUGAUCAGGAGAGAGAUGGGCUCAUAUUUGAAGUUCUAAACACAUUUGACAGUGCUUUAGCCCACGUCAGAACUCAGAGAAGAUGCUUUAUUACACCUGAUGUUACAAGAUGAAGGUUCACAUCUAGUUUAAUGAUCAGAGCAGAACAACAUUCAGAUCUCCUCCAGAUCCUUUAUCUCAUUCAUCCAUACAGACCAGGAUCAACUCUCCUGGCUGACAUGGGAAGGUCUUCUCUUCUUGAUUUUCUGCUCUCUUUGUUUGGUGAGCCAUCAAACAAACCCUCAGAGCUACAGAGAAACACCUCCUUCAUACAUCCACCCUCAGUCAGAAACAUGGACUCAAAGAACUGGCUGCAGAAGUGGGUUCAAAGGAGAUCAGAUAGUCUUCAUUGAGCUUCAUCAGCUGAGCUCUACUGCUUUACUGGCACAGCUACAUUCAGUGAGAGCAGCAGCAGACCUGUCAGUCAUGAUCAGGUAAGCUGAGGGGCUGUUUGAGGACAUGCACUGACUUUGUCUCAACUUCCUGUCCAUCCCAAACUGCAGGAAAUCCACCUGCUGUUCCAGGUGUGAUGCUCCUACUCCCUCUGCUCUAGCUGACUCUGAAUAAUCCAAGAAGAGCCUCACACACUCACAUGAGUUCAUCUGAGAGCUUUCAUUUCAUCUUCAUUCAUAUUUAGAAGAAGAGAGCCCACUACUUCAUCUCUCUAUCUGCAGACAAGCUUUCAAGUCUAUUUAGAAGGAGCUUUUUAGACCAAAGUGUGGACAGCUGCCCUAAAAGAAGAAAUGAAGGUCUUUUUCCAAAGGGUCCAAAUCAAGUCUCCAUGUUGUAGGACAGACCAACAGCCAGUUUUUGCUCUUUGAAUCUUGUUGUUGUUGUUUUUCUGUGAGUUUCUGUCAGAAAGAAUCAGAAAAAGUGACAGAGUGAUGGAGACUGUUGGCUCAGAUGAGUUUCAGCUUGUUUCUCUGUCACAGGGACAAACCGAGGAACUCUGCUUCAUGUUGGACAGCAGGUAGGACUCAUGUUGGACACUCAAUCAUUCUGACUGUGUUUCUUCCUCCAGGGUGGACCAUGGUGGAGAGCAGUGGUUAAAACCUGGUCUGAAGAAGUGUAAGUGUGGAAUCAGUUUGACUACUGAUGACCAAACAGCAGACUAA
Molecule: messenger RNA, 18074 nt
Organism: Xyrichtys novacula (pearly razorfish)
Lineage: Eukaryota; Metazoa; Chordata; Actinopteri; Labriformes; Labridae
Source: the annotation of a GenBank genome assembly